AAAACCGGCAACCGUUCCCCUUCCAUGCCUAAGAAGCGCUUUCUAAGAAUCAGUGUGGUUUCAUCCAUCGUUUGGCCUCUAUUUCCAAGACUCUGGACUCCAUUUCCCCGUCAAAGGACACCAAUCUCUCUUUCAAAACCUCUUAUUAUCCCAAGACAAUACCCAUUAAAAGGAAAGCCCAUCUUUUUUCUCAAUCUCCUUAUUCAACUCGCACAACCAAAGGGGACGAAAAGAAACGAUUUCAUGUUGUAUUCUUCUCUAUCUCCAUAUCUUUGUUUUCGGUUAUGAGCGUCAUGAAUUUUAUCCGCAAUUCCCCUAUGAAGCUUCCUUCAAGGGUCCUAAACCUCCGAAACUCAUCGUUUUUCGGGCUCAGACAUUGGUUUCAUCAUCCCUUUCCUUGUGAGCAAAAGCUUUUCUGCAAGACCAAUGCUUUUCUUCCGAAUUUCAGUUACAACUCUCAAUUCCACGCCUACCCUUCUCCAUUCUUACCCUUUAGACGCGUUAUCAAUAAUACGAAGAAGCCGAAUUGGUCAACAAGUUUGGAUCUCUCUCAAUCCGGGUCAGUUUCUAGGCCUUACGUCUCUACUGAUGUCAGGGUAGCAUCAAGGGUGAGAGAUCUCUCAACAUCGGUUGAAACCCGCGUAAAAGACCAGAAUUUGGACAAAUUUUACUUGCAAAACGGCAUCAAUGUGAAUCCGUUUGUUGUUGAAAGGAUUGAAAAGGAUGAGAACGUUUUAGGAGGAGAAGUUCCUGUAGCUGAAGAUGUAAACAACGUGAAGAACAUCGGGGAGGCUUUGGAGGGAAGGAAGAGUGGAAUUAAAGUUGAGAGCGACAUUGAAAAGGAGGCAUGGAAUUUGUUGAGAGGUGCAGUUGUGACGUAUUGUGGAUCCCCUGUUGGUACAGUGGCUGCAAACGAUCCAGGUGACAAGCAGCCCUUGAAUUAUGAUCAGGUUUUCAUUCGUGAUUUUGUGCCUUCGGCUUUGGCUUUCUUGCUUAAAGGUGAAGGAGAGAUUGUCAAGAAUUUUCUCCUCCAUACCUUGCAGUUGCAGAGUUGGGAGAAAACUGUGGACUGCUAUAGUCCUGGACAGGGUUUGAUGCCAGCUAGUUUUAAGGUCAGAACUGUACCUCUUGAUGGUAAUAAGUUUGAGGAAGUUCUGGAUCCAGAUUUUGGAGAAUCAGCUAUUGGUCGUGUUGCCCCAGUGGACUCUGGAUUGUGGUGGAUUAUAUUGCUGAGGGCAUAUGGGAAGAUCACUGGUGAUUGUACGUUGCAAGAGAGAGUGGAUGUUCAAACAGGAAUAAAACUGAUCCUCAACUUGUGUUUAGCUGAUGGAUUUGAUAUGUUUCCUUCUCUGUUAGUCACUGAUGGAUCCUGCAUGAUAGACAGAAGGAUGGGCAUCCAUGGUCAUCCCCUUGAGAUCCAGGCUUUGUUUUAUGCUGCUCUACGUUCUUCUCUUGAGAUGCUCACUGCAAAUGAAAGUUCCAAGAAUUUGAUAAGAGCUAUCAAUAAUCGACUGAGUGCACUAUCAUUCCACAUUAGAGAAUACUACUGGGUUGACAUGAAAAAGAUUAAUGAGAUUUACCGAUAUAAGACAGAAGAGUAUUCCAUGGAUGCUACCAACAAAUUCAAUAUUUAUCCCGAGCAAAUUCCUUCAUGGCUUAUGGAUUGGAUACCUGAAGAAGGUGGGUAUCUAAUUGGCAAUCUACAGCCAGCUCACAUGGAUUUUAGGUUCUUCACACUUGGGAAUCUCUGGUCCAUUGUUUCAUCACUGGGCACUCCAAAGCAGAAUGAAGCUAUUCUCAACUUAAUUGAAGCCAAAUGGGGUGAUAUUGUGGGACAUAUGCCUCUCAAGAUAUUAUAUCCUGCAGUGGAGAAUGAAGAGUGGCGCAUAAUAACUGGCAGUGAUCCAAAGAAUACCCCUUGGUCCUACCAUAAUGGUGGAUCUUGGCCAACACUUCUCUGGCAGUUCACUUUGGCUUGCAUCAAGAUGCGCAGAUUAGAACUAGCUGAGAAGGCAGUUGCUUUGGCAGAGAAGAGGCUUUCAAUUGAUCAUUGGCCUGAAUAUUAUGACACUCGAAAUGGAAAGUUUAUUGGAAAGCAAUCCCGACUUUACCAAACAUGGAGUAUUGCCGGUUUCCUGACCUCUAAAAUGAUGUUGGAGAAUCCAGAGACGGCUUCUUUGUUAUUCUGGGAUGAGGACUACAAUCUUCUAGAGAUCUGUGUUUGUGGUCUUAGCAAAAGCGGCCGGAAGAAAUGUUCUCGUGGUGCUGCCAGAUCUCAGAUACUCAUAUAAGUGAACUGCAUUCUUUGCAAGGCAGAGAGCCUCUCUUUCCACUGUACAGCCACAAGUUUAAGGGGAUCAAAGAGCAAUUUUUUCAACCCUUAAAAGUUCUACAUACAGGUUUGUAUUACAAGAUAGUGUAGUAUAGCCACACACACAUUGUUUUUCCAAUCAAUGAUCCAAGUUAUUUGCAAUGGCAUUGAAUGUAAAAGUGAGUGGGAUGAACAGACCCUCAAACUCACAUUGUGACUCUUCCCAAGGCUCUUGAACUGUGUAUAUUGUUUAGCAAAUUUCUUUAUAAGAAAGCAGUAACUAUCAGAAUACCAGGAUAUUGGUUUUGAUUCCCUAUGUUGAAGCAAUUUAAAGCAUGUCUUGCUGUCUA
Molecule: messenger RNA, 2661 nt
Organism: Gossypium raimondii (Peruvian cotton)
Lineage: Eukaryota; Viridiplantae; Streptophyta; Magnoliopsida; Malvales; Malvaceae
Product: alkaline/neutral invertase A, mitochondrial
Exons: 6
Coding region: 285-2291 (668 amino acids)
Biological process (GO): sucrose catabolic process
Cellular component (GO): mitochondrion
Molecular function (GO): endo-alpha-N-acetylgalactosaminidase activity; sucrose alpha-glucosidase activity
Source: RefSeq, a predicted model, not a curated record